CGCACAGCGAGAGAUGAGCUUUCAAUUAUUAAAUUUGGCAGGGUUAAAUCUAUAGGUAACCUAGCUCUACAUUAAAAACAGUAUGUUUAUCCCCUAUUCUACCAUGACAAGGUCAAACGCAAAAUGUGUGGUGUUUCCGAGGAUUUUGAGUGAGUUUUCUAUCUGAAUUAGGGAAACGCCAAUACUAGCCGUAAAAACAAAGUAUAGCGCUGUAUAUGCUCAUUAUACCCUUCUCGCAUAUAUUAAUCAUUGAAAGUGUGGCAUGGCAACUUUGUAAGCCAAUGUAAAGUAGGCACUACUAAAGGUAAUAGAGCAAGCCAUGUAAGGUUUAUUUCUACACCGCCUGUCACUAUUAUGUCGCGCCACUUAUUGAGAAGCAAAAUAUAUGAUGUCACACUCCACUGCAGAAACACACUAUAUUUCAAGGUGUCUCUGAUCACUCAAUCUUGAAAAACACUCUUUGUCGAUGUAUAUCAUGUUUUUUGCAUAAAAUGCAUUGCUUUUAAUAAUGUAAUGGCAAAUCAGCAUUUGAUGACCUAUAAUUGUACACCAAACUAUUUUCAAAUGCAUUCCGACAAUGACAGAAAGAAGUACUUACCAAUAAACAUUAGCCUCCGUGGUGAUGCGGAGGUCAAACCAUCUUGUUUUAAUCUGAGGAUGUUAUUGUGAUUUGAUACCUUUAAUUGACCAAUCAGUAUUGAGUAAUUGGAAUGGUAGUUAAUAUCUGUAACAACAGAACCAUUAGUGCCCCACGAAGCUCAAGCAUCACUUUCUAUGCAUCCCAUGUGAAAACUUCCAUUAAUACCCAUUACCAGCUGGGAUUAUGUAAUAGCAGUAUUUCAUAUUUUAUUCAUCUGAUCAUAGCUUUGUGAACUGCCUUGGCCAUAACCAAUCUACACUGUGAUGUGCUCAGAGUGAGUGUGACUGCAGAGCAACAUUUUCUCCCAGCAAGGAUCAACCACGAAUCGGAUACCUUGAUUCACAGCAUUACAAGUGUAUAUUCAAAAUCUCUGAAUAUUAUAAUUUUCUGAUUACGCUCAAAAGAAGAACCCAGAUACUUAUUUUGUCAUAUUUGAAAUUUGGACAAAUAGAACUUGUAUAAUGGAGGUUACUACUUUGACCAUGAACACAACUGUCUCAUCUCCAUGGUACAACACCCACCUUCAGAAGGCAACAUUUUCGGCAUACAUCAUUCUGUUGCUUAUUGGAACAGUUGGCAACAGCCUUGUUGUGAUCUGUGUCGCACUGAACAAGGUGUUGCACAAUCCCACGUUUGCAGCCAUUGCAAGUCUCGCUGUGGCCGACUUCCUGUUCCUCUGUUGGAGGAUCCCGAUGGAGAUUCUUCAUAUCCUCAACAAGAACUGGAUCUCCGGUACUACAGUGUGUAAAAUGUCCUUCCUUGUCUACCAGCUGACCAGCUAUUCCGCAGCGUACCACCUCGUUCUUCUGUCUGCAAUCCGGUUCUAUUCCCUAGUGUAUCCGUUCCAGGCUCUCCAGCACCUGACUGUACGCAGAUCCUGCAUCAUGUGUGGUGUCCUAUGGGUCGGUGUAUUCAUUUGCAUCUCCCCAGUGCUGUUUACAAGCGGUAUUGUGAAGCAAGAGUUCAAUGGGCGUGUUUAUGUGUAUUGCGCCGUGGAAACAACAGAACCACUGCGUGCAUCUCUCAUAUACUCCUGUCUGUAUGCUGUGUUUUCUUAUUUCAUACCUCUGCUUAUGAUAACCGUGCUUCAUGUGACAAAAGUAUACAGAGUCACAAGAAUGUCUCGUGAGAUGUCACGUUCCUACACACACCAGCUGUCGUCAAUGGUUGUUGUGGUUCUGCUGCUCUUUGGGGGUCUACUGCUGCCCGUACACCUGAAGAACAUCUUAAUUCUUGGAGGUGUUUCUGUGCUCCAGAGGAUGCCAGAACUGGAUCUUGUGUGUCGUUGUAUGGCCUAUGCAAACAGCUGUAUCAAUCCCUAUGUCUAUGCCUUCUUCUCAAAGCAAUUCAGGAGGAGCUUGACUAGAAUGCUGCCGUGUUGCAAGGCCGAGGAAGUGUCACCAAUGCAUGGAGGGAGAUCUGGUAACGUGCAAACUACGUCAACCAAUGUGCAAACUACGUCUGCCUGA
Molecule: messenger RNA, 2109 nt
Organism: Haliotis rufescens (red abalone)
Lineage: Eukaryota; Metazoa; Mollusca; Gastropoda; Lepetellida; Haliotidae
Product: allatostatin-A receptor-like
Exons: 1
Coding region: 1102-2109 (335 amino acids)
Biological process (GO): G protein-coupled receptor signaling pathway
Cellular component (GO): plasma membrane
Molecular function (GO): G protein-coupled receptor activity
Source: RefSeq, a predicted model, not a curated record